Nomia melanderi (Alkali bee) is the source of this 3099-nucleotide messenger RNA. RefSeq names its product photoreceptor-specific nuclear receptor. Gene Ontology annotation, biological process: regulation of DNA-templated transcription. The record is from RefSeq and is a predicted model, not a curated record. Gene Ontology annotation, molecular function: sequence-specific DNA binding; DNA-binding transcription factor activity; zinc ion binding. NCBI's taxonomy places the organism in Eukaryota, Metazoa, Arthropoda, Insecta, Hymenoptera, Halictidae.
AUCCCGCCUUCAAAAGUGCCAACGGACCAAUCGGUGGCUGGUUGCUCGCGGGACGCUCGGCGUCGGGACACCACUGCAACCGCCAACGACGUCGACCUAUGUGAUACGGGACGAUCGCGUCGGAGCUAAUGUCGAUCUCUCGUCGAGAUACCGACUCCGAGACGUCAUCUAUCGUUGUUGGCCUUCCUGACGUGGUCGCAGCCCUUCGAGGUCUCGGGUUUCGGGUACCAACGACCCGGCCGCCGACUCGGGGACAGUCUACGCGAGCUACCCGCCGUUGAAUUAGUGGACGUUUCACUGAACUGAUAGAAUACUUCGGUUUUGCGAGUACAGUGCGAGAAUCUGAGAAAUCGGUGACCACAGUGAUCGCGAACUGUUCGGACUGGUGGUGUGCGCGAGUGUUGAUAAGUGAAUUUUUUGGAGCUCGGGAAUCAGUUGAUUGUUUCUCUAACGGGGAAUGCUUAUUGAUACAUCAUGAACGGGGCAACGCCGGUUUCUACUUCGGAUGAACACCAACAUCAGCAUCAGCAACCGCAGAAUGAUCCACCCCCAGAACAUCCGAGGAGUCCUACAAGUCCAUUGAGUAUUCGUCAUAAUUCGGGAGAGAGCAGCGUAAUCUCCCCAGGAUUACCAGAACGAUACAGUCCUUUAGGGGCAACAGGAUCGACCUCGAGUCACGAUCCUUACGCCUCGAGGUCCGUUCAGGAGUGUCCUGUUCCUCUGUGCAGAGGGAUACCAACGGAUUUCCCGCUUGCGAGGUCACCGUACUUAACUGCUCUCGGAAAUGGCCACCCCAAUUUACUGGGACAAGUCCAACAGCAGCAACAACAGCAGCAACAACAGCACCAACAGCAUCAGCAACAACAACAGCAGCAACAGCAACCGCAACACGGCAGCAAACCGCCCCGCAGCAAUGGUUUGAUAUGCUUGGUCUGCGGCGACACCAGUUCCGGGAAACAUUACGGAAUCCUCGCUUGUAACGGAUGCAGUGGCUUCUUCAAGAGAAGUGUUCGACGGAAGCUGAUAUACAGAUGUCAAGCUGGUACCGGAAGAUGUAUCGUGGAUAAACCUCACCGAAAUCAAUGUCAAGCAUGUCGCCUGAAGAAAUGUAUGCACAUGGGGAUGAAUAAAGACGCCGUGCAGAAUGAACGGCAACCCAGAAACACUGCCACCAUCAGACCGGAGGCUCUCGUCGAGAUGGACCAGGAGCGCGCGCUUCGGGAAGCCGCAGUGGCCGUCGGUGUUUUUGGGCCACCUGUGUCUUUAGCUAUGGCGAGAUACACAACACCAUUGCCUUUGCCCACUGUUGCGCCGACGACGAAUUCGGUGAACCCUCCGACGCCACCUCGACAGGAUAAUGAGGAUGGAAACGCAUCCGAGGAUAGCAUAGACGUGACUAACGAGGAACCGUUGACGCCUCAAAGAAGCGGGUGCACGCAACUUCCGCCUGUGAUCCCAUCAUUGUACUCGCCGGCUAGUGCUGAGACAGUUUAUGAAACUAGCGCGAGGCUACUUUUUAUGGCCGUCAAGUGGGCGAAAAAUCUUCCGUCUUUCGCAAGUUUACCCUUUAGAGAUCAGGUGAUACUUCUUGAAGAAGCCUGGUCCGAACUUUUCCUUCUAAACGCAGUACAGUGGUGCCUUCCACUAGAGUCGUCGCCCCUUUUCAAUUCGGCAGAAUUGACUGCGUUGACGUUGUCGCCGCAACCACAGCCGCAUACCGGAAUUCACAUGCAGACCACCACGGGCAAACCGAGUCAGGUGGCAGCGGAUGUAAGGCAUUUGCACGAUACUUUGCAACGAUACAAGGCUGUCAUGGUCGAUCCUGCAGAGUUUGCCUGCAUGAAGGCCAUCGUUCUGUUCAGACCAGAAACUCGUGGGUUGAAGGACUCGAGUCAAAUAGAAAAUCUGCAGGAUCAAGCGCAAGUGAUGUUAGGCCAACAUGCCAGAGCUCAACAGCCGGGCAGCCCGGCGCGAUUCGGCAGGUUGCUGCUGUUGUUACCGUUGCUGAGGACAGUGCCGGCGUCGCGUGUAGAGUUGAUAUAUUUUCACAGAACGAUCGGCAACACGCCGAUGGAGAAAGUCUUGUGCGACAUGUACAAAAAUUAGAAGCAUCCAUUGAACCAGGACCAUUCAAAAGGUUUUCUGACUACUAUGAAGAAUUGAUACUCCAACGUGUAGUGCCGUGGUAUCGAGAGUACUUUCCAAUGGAAAUGUUUAACUACUUCUGUGAUGCAUUUAACUCAUUCAUAUUUAGACGACACCAACUGUCCAACAUUGGAAGAUAUUAGGGCACCCUACUCGCAAUCGAUCGGAUCACCAAGAACUUAUGAUAAUAAGGAUUUCAUUAUCGAACUGACUUCUUUAAUACGAAGUGCACAACACGAAGAUUUGCAUUCGAUGGAACCAUUGCAGUGGUGUGCAGUGUCGUCACGAAAAUAUUCGUUGGUUGUGGAAGAGACUAUUGCAAGAUUAGGGAACGAUUAAAAGUAUUGUGCCGACCAAAUGUUUGAGGUGGAUCAAUUGUAGUCGAUCGUUUCUACGAUUGAGAAAGGUUUGGCCUAAGGAUGAAGCCCCAAGCAUGACCCUUCGAUUCACGAUCCGCGAUCUGGUGAUCUCGUUUUCUCGCUAGAUCGGGAUCGACUAACGAUGGAUACUUCGAGAAAGGUAACGCAUCGAUGCAUACAGUAUAUAGGUAACAAUUCAACGGUAUCUAAGGCGAACGAGAGAGAUUCUCAGUCGCGAUUUAAGAAUAAUAGAAAUAUAUAUAUAUAUAUAUAUAUGUAUGUAUAUGUAUAUAUAUAUACACACACACACAUUUAUUUAUUAUAGAAAUGUUUACCGAACAUUAGGUUCGACGUGUUGACCAAAUCGUUUUGUUCAUCGUUUCUAAACGCCCUCGAAACAAUUUUGUACGAAAGUCUGACGAAGUUUUGUUUUAGACUCGAGGGAGAUAGAGAUUUUCACGUUUCUGUUUAUUCUAUCAGUUUUCUUCUUGUAUUAUUCAAUGUAAGGAUUUGAAUGUACGAGUAAUAGGUAUGAGUUUUACGACAAUUGUAAAGACAAGUAUUCGUCUGUGCUUUUCUUGUAUAUUUCAUGUUG